AUGUUCAAGAAAGAUGUCUCCCCAGGGGCCAAGUCCAAGGUCAAGUCCUCCGCCCAACGCGCCAUCCGCGCCAAAGUGCUCGAGACGUAUCCCCUACUCGCCCCCUACAUCGACGACAUCCUGCCCAAGAAGGAGCAGCUCGACCUUGUCAAGGUGCCCGACCGUGUCAGCGUGUACAGCCUCAACGGCCAGCCCUUGCUCUGGCAGCACAUGGACGACAAAAUCAUCCCCCACCUGAAGAUUGUGCAGCAGUAUCCCUGGUGUUUCCAGCGCGUGCGCAUCGAUCGUGGAGGAGUUCGCUUCGUGUUGAGUGGAGCGACACUGAUGGUCCCCGGCUUGACGAGCGCGGGUGGGAGAUUACCGGGCGACGAGGACGCGGGGCCAGAGUAUGGCAAUGACGGAAAGGAACUCGAGGCGGGGGAAGUGGUGGCCGUUCAUGCGGAGGGCAAAGAGCACGCAUGCAUGAUUGGCAUCUUGAAGAUGGGCACGAAAGAGAUGAAGGAGAAGAAGAAGGGUGUGGCGAUUGAAAACGGCCAUUACGCGGGAGACGGCCUAUGGAAGCUGGACUUGAGUUGA
This is a messenger RNA of Neohortaea acidophila, 576 nucleotides long. RefSeq lists its product as uncharacterized. The transcript has 2 exons. Gene Ontology annotation, molecular function: RNA binding. The coding region runs from base 1 to 576 and encodes 191 amino acids. Gene Ontology annotation, biological process: formation of translation preinitiation complex. NCBI's taxonomy places the organism in Eukaryota, Fungi, Ascomycota, Dothideomycetes, Mycosphaerellales, Teratosphaeriaceae. The record is from RefSeq and is a predicted model, not a curated record.